Plectropomus leopardus (leopard coralgrouper) is the source of this 1614-nucleotide messenger RNA. Lineage: Eukaryota; Metazoa; Chordata; Actinopteri; Perciformes; Serranidae. The record is from RefSeq and is a predicted model, not a curated record.
AGCAACAAGACAUCCCAGAUCAACUGCCUUUACAAGCCUAAGAUGGCCAGCAAACUUCUUCCACCUGAGUCAGAGGAAUCUGUGGUGAGGAUUCUGCUCUGGGGAAGGACCGGAGUUGGGAAGAGCGAAUCUGGAAACACUAUCCUUCGGCGCCCAUGUUUUAAAACUGAACUAUCUGGUUCAUCUCUAACAGAAAAAUGUGAGAUGAUGACAAAAGAGUUUAAUGGGAAAACUCUGGCUGUUGUUGAUACUCCAGGUCUCUUCCACACCUGUAAAAAUCAUCAAGAGCUGAUGAAGGCGAUCCUUAAAUGCACCACAUUGAUUGCACCUGGUCCUCAUGUGUUACUGUUGGUGCUCAAGCUGGGUACCUUCAGGAAAGAUGAUAAAGACAUGCUGGACCACUUCCAGAAAGUCUUCCCAGAUGCAAAACGUCAUACCAUUGUGUUGUUCACUCAUGGAGAGCCAAGAGGAGAGGAUGGAAAAGACGAAAAAGAAAAAGGAAAAAUCGAGCAACAUGAUGCCCUCAAAAAGUUCAUCAAUGAGUCCUGUGUGGCAUACCAUGUCUUCAACAACCGAGAGGCUGAGGAUGAGUCUCAAGUUACUGGCCUACUGGAAAAGAUCGACAACAUGAUCCUGAAAAAUGGAGGACACUACAAAAAUGAAUUGUUUGAAGGGGCUAUGAAAGCCUUAGAUGAAAUCAUGCAACGUGCUGAGAACAAGACUUUCCACAGUGACAAGACAUUAAAAAUGAGCUACCUUUCCAAGAAAGAGGUGACCAGUGAAGUGCCUCUGCUGCCUGCAGAGCAGCUGAGGAUUGUCCUCGUUGGGAUGGUUCAAGUCGGGAAGACUUCAGUCAUGAACACCAUCCUGAGGUGCUCAGAGGACAGGGAGACACAUGCAGACAGAAAACACACACACACACAAACAAAGGAGUGUCAGCGAGAAGAAGUAAAGAUUGGACAACAAACCGUGGUUGUUGUCGACACUCCUGGUCUGUGUCACGCCGAAAUAGACGACGAAGAUGUGAUGAAGGAGAUCAAGAAAUGUCUCUCACACACUGAGCCUGGUCCUCAUGUGUUCCUGUUUGUGCUGGGUAUGGAACGAUAUACAGAAUAUGCACAGGGCAUGGUGGAGAAUAUUAAGAAGACUUUCGGUAAAGGUGUUUUAUGUCACAGUAUGGCUUUGUUCACCCAUGGAGAUGAACUCAACAGACAAGAACAAACCAUAGAACAAUUUAUUAAGGGUAACAGUUAUCUUGAAUCCUUUGUAAAAGAAUGCAAAGGGGGAUGCCACGUGAUUGAAAACACAGACGAGAGUCCAUCACAGGUCACAAACCUUCUGGAGAAGAUCAACAGCAUGGUCAAGGAAAACGAAGGAAAAUACUACACUACUGAAAUGUACAAAGAGGCUGAAGUUAGGAAGAAAAUCUCCCUCUCUGUGGCUGCGUCUAGUCUGGCUGGAGCAGCUCUUGGAGGAGGGCUAUCUUACUUUGCUGGGGGUGCAUUAGGAGCCACAGCAGGAACAACAGGAGGAGCUGUGGUGGGAGGUGCAAUGGGAGCUGCUGGGAUAGUUGCCAUGGAACGCAUUAAGCAUAAGAGAUGUGUGAUGCAGUGA